AUGCCCAGCCAAACCGAGCUCCCCAAAUACCGCCUGAGAGUGACGGCAGGUCCGGACUAUGACCGAUCAACACACCAACAGGUUGCCGUCAACGAUAAGACGCUACACUUUGACGGCGACCGAGCAGCAGUGGACGUGGGCGUCCAUAUCCAGAACUUCUCCGGAUACCCUGAGAAUUCCCCAAAGACCAGCCCAUAUUUCUCACAGCCGCUACACGCCCAUGAUCAAUACUCAAUAUCUUGCUCGUUCACUCCGAAAGAGAAUAUCAAUGGCAAUGACCUAGUCUUCGGCAAUGACUUCGACCAUCCUAUCCGCGAUCGCCUACCAAUGGGCUUCAACGCCGCAUUGAAGACAGUCAAAUGGGCGAUUGACCCCUCUAUCGAUGGUGACGCCUAUGCCGACAAACCAUAUCUCUACAGCCCCGCCCUGGCAACGUGGAAUCAAUUCCGCAUCGGCGGAAAGAGUAAUGCGGCGACUCCUAAAUUGACGACCGAGUAUGUUGUGGAGGAGGGCGCUGAUGGAGAUGGUGUGGAGAGUCGCGCUGCAGUCAACAUCUCCGGUGAUACGGCAAAGGCUCGCCGAAGCCAUUUUCAAAAUGAGAAGCACCGCAAGGAAUUCGAUUUUGAAGCUGGUAGGACAUACUUGGCUGACUUUGGCAAUGGGUACCUCUCUUUCAGCGAUAUGUCGAUUCAUCUGCCCGGAUUCACCAUUCCGGUGAUCAGUAUGGUCGAUGAUACAAUGAACGAAUUGCGCUAUGUUCUCAAGAAUGUCAAAACCGGUGAGGUGUAUCUGGCUGUCCUUUUCACUGUUGUUUGGGACCAACCUGAACUUGAAAAGGCGCAAAAUGGCGAGCAGACAGGAGAUCAAGACGUGGACUAG
This is a messenger RNA of Penicillium cosmopolitanum, 879 nucleotides long. RefSeq names its product DUF1769 domain-containing protein. The record is from RefSeq and is a predicted model, not a curated record. Lineage: Eukaryota; Fungi; Ascomycota; Eurotiomycetes; Eurotiales; Aspergillaceae. The coding region runs from base 1 to 879 and encodes 292 amino acids. The transcript is spliced from 3 exons.